This is a messenger RNA of Bolinopsis microptera, 2591 nucleotides long. Its product is annotated as surfeit locus protein 4-like. Gene Ontology annotation, biological process: Golgi organization. Bases 32 to 856 code for a protein of 274 amino acids. The record is from RefSeq and is a predicted model, not a curated record. Gene Ontology annotation, cellular component: membrane; endoplasmic reticulum-Golgi intermediate compartment; endoplasmic reticulum. Lineage: Eukaryota; Metazoa; Ctenophora; Tentaculata; Lobata; Bolinopsidae. The transcript is spliced from 8 exons.
CUAUAUAACAAAUAAUUUGAGUAGAGUAAACAUGUCGAGCGACUUCAUUAAGAAACUUGAAGAUCAGUCUGAUGUUGUUUUGAGAAAAACCAAAGAUUAUCUCCCCUUUCUAUCAAGAUUAUGCCUUGUUGCAACAUUUCUUGAAGACGGAGUGAGAAUGUGGUACCAAUGGAAGGAGCAAAGCAACUACAUAAACCACCAUUGGAACUGUGGCGCCUUUAUUGCUAACUCCUUUGUUAUUUACAAUCUUCUUGGACAGAUCAUACCAUCAGGUUUGGUAUUAGCAAGAAAGUAUGUGAAGAUAUGUGUAGGAGUACUAUUUGGUGUUGUCCUCACACAAACUGUUGGUUAUGGAAUUCUCUUCGACGUCCGAUUUUUGCUCAGAAAUGUAGCACUAAUGGGUGGCCUUGUGUUACUGCUAGCAGAGGAUAUGGGUGAAGCUAAAACCAUGUUCGCUGGUGUUCCUACUAUGGGAGAGAAUAAGCCUCAGAACUACAUGCAACUAGCUGGAAGAGUGCUUAUUUGUCUUAUGUUCCUUACUUUGCUCGGCGAGAUGAGCUUUGAUAACUUCUUCACUGAGAUUGUCCGAGCUGUGGAGAUCAUUGUUGGACUUCCUCUGAUGAUAUGUGUCUGCAUUGGCUACAAAACGAAGCUAGCUAGCUGUGUUCUAGUUGUAUGGCUCUUCAUCAUCAAUCUCUAUCUCAACCCCUUCUGGAUGUACAACAAAAGUAGAGCUAUGCACGACUUCGUCAAAUAUGACUUCUUUCAGACGUUAUCAGUUAUUGGCGGUCUACUCUACGUCAUCACACUCGGUCCAGGUGGAGUCAGUUUUGAUGAGCACAAGAAAAACUGGUAGAGAGAAAAACUCCUGACGAUGAGGAUCUGGAUCUCAUUUCCUGCUAUUACUUACUGCUAAUUAUCGCUAAUUAGUAAUGAUUAUCGCUAAUUAGCAGGGAUUUCUAUUAAUUGUUGCUGGACAAUUUCGGGGGUUAAAUAAUUUAAAUUCUAAUUUCAUGAGCAGCUACUGGUCUGUCGACUAAUAUUUUAAAGGUAUUUGAAUGGAGCUUUUUAAGAUUUUUGAUGGUUUUAAAUUUUGUCACAAUAAGAAUAUGGAUUUAAAUAACCAACUGUAAGUUUAAUGAAGCGUCAUGUAGAUUAUCAGAAUUUCAAACUUUGAAUCCUGCCCUCAACAUCACUACUCACCACCACUACUCACUACUACUCACUACUCACUGCUCACUACUCUCGCAUUGUAAUGUAGAGAAUAACACUUGUACUGGUUUUCAAGCAGUCUGUUCCUUACCCUCAUUAACUAGCCAAGCACUUUCUCAACCUUUAAUUGAAGAAAACCUACAAAGUCACUAGUACUAAUUGCCUAGUUCAUACUCAGCUAACUCAUGUUAUGUAGUGCAGAUUUUCUCACGGUUGCUUCCGGACCUGAGAAACAAAUAAAUAAACAUCCUGAUAAAUUUGAUCCUCGGAAAUCAAGUCGAUUUCUGGGAUUGUAUUUAUAAUAAUAUCAGGCCAAUUAUAAAAUAUAGAUGCACUUACAUUUAAUUCACAUAAGGUAAGUCAUGUGUAAAGUGUUGUUUAUGUUUGUGUAAUUACUGUGUCUACACACUCUACUGUAAACAUUGCACAUCACUGCACCCUACCUAAUAGCACUGUAUAAUACCGCAGCAACAGACGUUAUUAUUAUGUAUGUACAACAGCAUGUUGUACUGUAGUAGUACAGGUUCACGGAUAAAACCACUUAGAAUAAAACUCACCCUGAUCACAUUCCAACGAAAUGAUUUUAACUAGCUUAUCCGUCAGAUAAACAGCUCACUCGCUGUACCCUAACUGCUAACGGCCCUUAAAUGUUCCCCCCAUCUAGCGACUAAGUGAGAAACUGUCUAGUGUCUAGUGUCCAGGUGCUAAAUACACGGCUUGUAGUCUCGUGGUAACUCUACACAAAGAAUAUACAUUUAAAUGUUCCAAGGGGUCUCACUUUGAUCUAAUUUGACUGUACAACAAAAGGCAGCCCCCCCCCCCCCCCUUAUAAUUUAUAUUUAUUGUUGUACAGAGCCCUUCAGUCUGAGAGUGGGUGCUGUUUGUAAAUUCUUUCUUAACGUUCAUGUAUCUUACUACAUGGUCAUGAUGUACAAUGUACACAAAGUAGUGAUCAUGUAACAUAAUCCAUCAAAUCGUUAUAAGUGUUGCAAUACCCAGGAAUGAGGAAUCAGACCAUUCUUUACAGUAAUUAGCAUUUAGCAUGUACAAUGUGUACCAUUUGUAGUAGGUUGACUGGUUGAGGGCACUCUAAUCUACAUAUCUAAUCUACAUAUCUAAUCUACAUCUCUAAUCUACAUAUCACUACAACCCACUUUCAUGUACCUCAGUCUACAGACUUCUUCAGAUAAAUACUAUAUUAUUUAAACAGCAACUUAUAAUGCCCAGUUAAAGUUAAAGGAAUAUAAAUUCUAAUAAAGAGGUAGCCUCGUGGUAAAUGGUCUGUAUUAUGUUGAGAGUAUUACACAGAUUAAGUAUAAUAUGUUAUAGAAUUCUUUCAAUUGUAUGAUAUUACAAAUUUCAACAUACUUUCUCGUUUA